AUGAGAUUAACAUCACAACAAAUCAAUGAUGCUCGUAUAAUAUUAAACCCAGAAGGUAGAUUAACCAUUCUACUAAGAGAUCUAGGAAUAACUGAGGUCGGCAAUUUAAGUAUUACAAAAGAUCAAUAUGAAGUGAUUGAUUUAUCAAAUAAUGAGUUGAUCAAACUUAGCAACAUCCCAUCUAGGUUCAAGAAACUUGAAGUGCUUCUAUUAUCUAAUAACAACAUUCUGUAUAUAGAUGAAAAUACUUUCCCACUGGAUAAUCAAAUCAAAUCCAUCACUUUAUACAAUAAUAAUAUUUACAAAUUCCAACCCCUUUUCAAGGACAAAUUCCCUAAACUUGAAACUUUGGUGUUGACAGGUAAUCCUAUAACUGAGUUAGAGAACUAUAGAUUGUUUGUCAUCUGGUUGAUACCAUCAUUAAAAGUGUUGGAUUUCAAGAAAAUCAAACAAGCUGAGAGAGUACAGGCCGAAGAAUUAUUUGGCACUGACCAUGCGGUAUUUAACAAUGAAGCAUCAAAGUUGUUGAAUGCCACCGGAGUUACCACCAAUACCACUAAUAUAUCAGACAGACAGGUUGACAAUGUGGUUAAGAAAUUGACUGAAAAAGAAAAACAAGAAUUGUUGAAUAAAUUAGAAAUAGCUACCAGUAUUGAAGAAAUUGAAAAAAUAGAAAAUGCAUUAAAGAACGGGAUUGUAUAA
Messenger RNA from Candida tropicalis MYA-3404, 702 nucleotides. RefSeq names its product U2 snRNP complex subunit (gene LEA1). NCBI's taxonomy places the organism in Eukaryota, Fungi, Ascomycota, Pichiomycetes, Serinales, Debaryomycetaceae. Gene Ontology annotation, biological process: mRNA splicing, via spliceosome. Bases 1 to 702 code for a protein of 233 amino acids. Gene Ontology annotation, molecular function: protein binding; U2 snRNA binding. The record is from RefSeq and is a predicted model, not a curated record. The transcript has a single exon. Gene Ontology annotation, cellular component: U2 snRNP.